AUGGUUUCUACAGCAGAUCAAGGUACCGAGUCAAGGACUGAAGAAGUGUUUGGGGAUGAUAACAGUAGCAUCAAUUCUGCAAUUUUCGAAAUUUUGCCAGAGAACAUCCCCAACACAAUCAUCACAAAGGCUCCAGAAGAACGCUUUCGAUUGGGUUACUGGUCUGUCAUUGCACUUGUUGUCAACAGAGUCAUAGGAACGGGUAUAUUCAACUCGCCUGCCACUGUCAUCCGCGGAACCGGGAGUGUUGGCAUCACUCUCCUCUUCUGGCUUGCUGGUGCUAUAUACACCAUUUCAGGAGCCUACCUGAAUAUUGAAUUUGGUCUAAGCACACCCCGCCAUAAGUUUGAAGGUGUUGAACAAGGCAUUCCGCGAAGUGGUGGGACACUGAACUACCUACAAUAUGUUUUCACAUGGCCAGCAUACCGACAAAGAACUGUCCUAUUCGUCACCUGCAUCUUUGCAGCUGCAUACAUAAUCUUGGGGAAUAUGGCGGGAAAUUGCUUGAUUUUCGGCAUUCGAACCCUCGAAGCAGCAAACGUUGAAGUUACAAAUAGCGCCGUGAGAGGUCUCGCAGUUGCAGCUGCAACAUUUGCCUGUCUGAUCCACGCUCUUUCACGUCGAGGAGGCAUAUGGCUUGGUAAUAUGUUUGCAGCUAUUAAAGUCAUGAUGCUACUCUUGAUCAUCAUAACGGGUAUCUGCGCAUGGGCCGGUGCCUUCGACACGAAAAGUUAUGCCGUUGAUAACAUGGCUGUCGACAAUGCUUUCAACAACCCCGCAGACGAAGCAUAUGGCUAUACCAAGACAUUUCUAGCUGUCAUUUUUGCAUGGAGUGGAUUUGACCAACCAAAUUAUGUUCUUGGCGAAAUCCGCCGACCACGAAAGACCAUGCCCAUCGGGACUUCGAUUGGUGUUGCGAUAGUCUGUUGUCUGUACUUACUUGUCAACGUUGCAUAUAUGGUGGUUGUGCCCAAAAUAGAACAGGUCAAUCCCAAGGCCAAUGUGGCACUGUUGUUUUUCCAAAUGACAUUUGGCGCCAUUUCCGACGACAAGAAACUACCUGGAAGGGUUCUCGCCGCAUUCAUGGCAGUUUCCAGCUUCGGCAACAUCGUCGUUAUGACCUUCACUGCUGCCCGAGUAAAGCAAGAAAUCGCUAAAGAAGGUAUCCUUCCAUGGGCAAAAUUCUUCGGCCAGACGAAGAAUCUGUCCUUCGGUCGCCUCCUCACUUGGAUCCAAAACGACAAACAUUCAUUCAUCAACCGAAAAUUCCACUGGCUGCUCAACAAACCCUGGCUCGAUCCCCGAGAGCACUCUCAAGAAACGCCCUUCGGCGCACUAUUUCUCCACUGGUCAUUCACAAUCAUCAUGAUCCUAGCAACCAUCAAGCUGCAUCCCACCGACGCGUACGGAUUCCUGGUCGAUGUCUACUCCUACACCAUUGUCGCAGUCUUCGGUUUCGCCAUCUCGGUGGGUAUGCUCAAACUCCGCUUCAGCAGCCGCGCUCGCUGGCGCCAGAAAUCCACUUUCAACCCUUUCUUUAGCAUCACCGCCGCCUUCCUAUUCGGCAUCGGCAGCGCCUAUCCAAUCAUCGCCUCCUGGGUUCCACCAAGUGGCAAGUUCGCUGCAGCCAAGAAGGUUGUUGUGGCGUGGUACACGACACCGACUGUUGCGUGGACGAUUCUGGGGUUCGGCAUGUUGUGGUAUGUGGGGUUCAAUUUGUAUGCUAUGAGGAGGGCGAGGAAGGAUGGGGUGGAGUUCCAGGUUCAGAAGGUGCCGGAGUUUGAUAGGGAUCCGCAGCCUAAUGGGCCGCCGAUUCAGGUGCAUGAGAAGGUUUAUUUGGCUUGGGUGGGGCAGGAGUUUAGUCAUAUGCCGCAGAUGGAGGAGGAGAGAAGUAUGAGUCGGCAAAGCUUUUAAGGUAUUGUUGGAUAUCUGUCAUCGUGUCCCAUCUUGGUCUUGUGGGGGUUUGAGAAGAUGACUAGGAGUGUAAAGCAAGCAAUUUCCAUGCUAAGGUUGAAAUCUGUAGUGGC
Cadophora gregata is the source of this 2027-nucleotide messenger RNA. RefSeq lists its product as uncharacterized. Lineage: Eukaryota; Fungi; Ascomycota; Leotiomycetes; Helotiales; Ploettnerulaceae. The record is from RefSeq and is a predicted model, not a curated record. The coding region runs from base 1 to 1914 and encodes 637 amino acids. Gene Ontology annotation, biological process: amino acid transmembrane transport. Gene Ontology annotation, molecular function: L-amino acid transmembrane transporter activity. The transcript has 7 exons. Gene Ontology annotation, cellular component: membrane.